CUUUCGUUUUAUGAGCAACUCCCUUGAAGAGAAAAAGUCUUACUUUAGUAACCGUGUAAACCUGUUGGUAGAGAAUAUCGGCACUAGUUUGAGGGACUUGUUAAGACAAGGUGCGGACUCAAGUGACUGGAAUGAAUAUGCGGGCAACCUUGAGUUGCAUCUAUCCAUAGAAAAUAUUUCCAGGGAUUUGGAAGAGCUAUUGACACUUUCGUUUGAAAUAGAAGUUUUGACUUUGGAAGGCAACUUGCCACAAGUCAUGUCCGAAACAGAUGGAGUGGAGGCUGCUAUUCAAAAGCGCAUAGCAGAACUUAACUUCGCUCUGGAACAAACAGGUGUGUUUUCUGGUUUCUCAUUUUUGUACGACGUGAACUUUCAACAAAUAGUCGAGAAAGCAACUCGUGCCUUGCAGAAGGUUUCAGACUACACACCUUGGGUUUUGGAUGAUGGACACAACAUGUGAUGCGUGUCUUGGUAUCUUUUGAAAGUGGUAUUUUGUCAAU
This is a messenger RNA of Galdieria sulphuraria, 500 nucleotides long. RefSeq lists its product as hypothetical. The record is from RefSeq and is a predicted model, not a curated record. Bases 11 to 460 code for a protein of 149 amino acids. Lineage: Eukaryota; Rhodophyta; Bangiophyceae; Galdieriales; Galdieriaceae. The transcript is spliced from 3 exons.